Molecule: messenger RNA, 2836 nt
Organism: Pelobates fuscus (common spadefoot toad)
Lineage: Eukaryota; Metazoa; Chordata; Amphibia; Anura; Pelobatidae
Gene: RSBN1
Product: round spermatid basic protein 1
Exons: 7
Coding region: 137-2224 (695 amino acids)
Cellular component (GO): nucleus
Source: RefSeq, a predicted model, not a curated record
CGCGCAUGCGCCAACUGCCUCCCUCGCGCUCACAGGAAGAGUGAGCGCGCGGCACUACAUCCCCCACAGGCCUCGGCGCGUGGGGUCAUGCGCACUGGCGGCCGUUGAGCCAUUUAAAAGUCGUUCGUUGGGGGAAAUGGCCGCGCAGCUGGGUCCGUUCGCUGAGGAGAGGGACAAAGCCAAGGGAGGACGCAAGAAGAAGCGGAGGGAGGGUUCUCCAUCGUCGGAGAAGAAGAGAAAGAAGAAAGGAGACGGUGAUGGAGGAGGCGGCGGUGGAGGGAGAGAGGACACGGAGAAGGAAGCCAAGAGGAGGAAGCUUGGCAAUGACACCCAUCACAGCUGUCACCAUCACCACCACCAUCACCACAGACACCAUCACCACCACCAUGGCAAAGAGGAGCUGCUGCUGCGACCUCCACCCCCUCCCAGCGGCCCUCCUCAGCCUGCCCAGCCUGUGCCCACCAUCAGCCAGGCCUUGUUCACUCUGUCCCAGCUGGAGAGGCCUAGGGAGAAGAUCAAGAGAAAGCACCGGGUGAAGAAAGAGAACGGGGGAGGAGAGGAAGAGGCUCCUGUGAAAGCUGUCAAAGAAGAGAUAUCAGAUGAGAAUGGCAAAUCCCAGCGUAUGAUUAAGGAUGAAGAUGAUGCAUUUCUUCUCAAGAAGAUCAAGAAAAAAAAGAAAAAGAAGCACAGAGAUGAUCUGCGUGGAAGGCGGCUGAAAAUGUACAACAAGGAAGUUCAGACUCUUUGUGCCGGACUGACCCGUAUUAACCAGGAAACAUUGGAGCAAGAGGGUAGUCGGGUGGAAGAAAAUAAGGAGUCAUGCAGAUACUUGCAGGAUGAGAAGCUAUGUCGCUCUGACUUGGGUACUGAAGAAUACAGAGUUCCACAGGAAGUUCAGAUGCCCUUUGCUUCUCAUCAAGAGCACUGCAUCCGUACCAGCACAUUACAUACAGGGUCCAAGUUCAGCAGAUUAAUGCAUGAAGAGAAUCAAUCAAAUGGGGGUGCCCCUGUUUUGCAUGCUUACAUGGAUGAACUCUCCUUUUUAUCUCCUGUGGAGAUGGAGAGGUUUGCUGAGGAGUUCCUGGAACGGACUUUUGAUGAGAGUGAUAAAAAUGCUGCAUAUUAUGCGCUGGCUAUAGUUCAUGGAGCUGCAGCAUAUUUACCAGACUUUCUGGACUACUUUGCUUUUAAUUUCCCAAACACUCCUGUGAAAAUGGAGAUCCUGGGCAAGAAAGAUAUUGAGACGACAACCAUUGCUAACUUUCAUGCACAGGUGAACAGGACAUAUUGCUGUGGCACAUACAGAGCAGGUCCAAUGCGGCAAAUUAGUUUAGUUGGAGCUGUUGAUGAAGAGGUUGGAGACUUUUUCCCAGAGUUUCUGGAUAUGUUGGAAGAAUCACCAUUUUUAAAAAUGACGUUGCCUUGGGGAACCAUGUCUACACUUAAACUCCAGUGCAGAUCACAAAGUGAUGAUGGCCCAAUUAUGUGGGUGAGACCAGGGGAACAAAUGAUUCCUACUGCAGACAUGCCAAAAUCCCCAUUUAAACGCAGAAGGUCGAUGAAUGAAAUAAAGAACUUGCAGUACCUGCCGCGCACUAGCGAGCCACGUGAACUUCUCUUUGAGGAUAGGACAAGAGCCCAUGCUGAUCAUGUUGGCCAAGGUUUUGAUUGGGAAAGUACAGCUGCUGUAGGUGUAUUGAAGGCUGUGCAGUUCGGAGAAUGGAGUGAUCAACCUCGCAUAACCAAAGAUGUGAUCUGUUUCCAUGCUGAGGACUUUUCCCAUGUUGUGCAAAGGCUACAGCUGGAUCUCCAUGAGCCUCCUGUUUCUCAGUGCGUUCAGUGGGUGGAUGAAGCAAAACUCAACCAAAUGCGACGGGAGGGAAUCCGUUAUGCACGCAUCCAACUGUGUGACAAUGAUAUUUAUUUCAUACCUCGCAACGUAAUCCAUCAGUUUAAGACUGUAUCUGCUGUAUGCAGCUUGGCAUGGCACAUACGGCUUAAGCAGUACAGCUCCAAUAAAGAAGACCAGCAGGCUUCUGAAAAAGAUCCCUCUAGCAUGGCACCUCCAGAACAAGGCACAGAACCCACAAAUUUAAAAUUGGAAACAGAGGAAACCCCACUUCCAGCAACACAUGAACUCUUCCUAACACCGCACAUUCCAUCACAUAGGUUGGAAAGCCAGACACCGCAGACACAAACCAGUCCAUACCAUUCGCCGAUCUGACUUUAACAUACAGUCAUGGGUUUUGUUUUUUGUAUAUGUGUUUUGUUUGUCUUUACAUUUUUUUUAAUAUUUUAUGUGAAGUAAGUUGUUUGUGGUUUUUUUUUUGUUUUUUUUUUAAACCUCUCCCCGUUCAAAGUAGAUUCAAAGAUUGGCACAUGGCUUCAUUUGUCUCAUUAGCAGUUAAGUGAAACCAGUGCAACUUGUUUUCCCUCUAACUGUCGCAGAUCUUAACAUUUUGUGAAGCCGUGAAAACUUUUUUAAAGUUUGAGAGAUGGGACAUGUUGCCUUUAUAGGAUGUUCUGUACAGCUCUCUUUUAAAGAGGGUAAAUGAAUAUUGUCGUUCUUUGUACAGAUCUGACUUUGAUAAUCGGACAUUUCACAGCAUAGCUGAAAAACUGAGCACUUUUGUUAUACAUUUAAAAUAAUGACUUUAUAACAUUCUGUAAUUCAUCAGUCCCUUUCGUGUGAUAUGUAGUUGAAAUUGUAUGGUCUUAAAAAACCAUGACAUUGGAAAACGUGUAAUUUCAAAUUAAUGAGAUUGAGCGGUUCUUUAAAGCAUGUUCAAAUUGAGUGGCACUAAAGGAAAAAGUAUGCAUUCAGUUGAUACAUUUU